Messenger RNA from Ictidomys tridecemlineatus (thirteen-lined ground squirrel), 956 nucleotides. The record is from RefSeq and is a predicted model, not a curated record. NCBI's taxonomy places the organism in Eukaryota, Metazoa, Chordata, Mammalia, Rodentia, Sciuridae.
UCAGCAGGCGGGGAUGUGCUGGGCUGUCAGAACGCGCCCAUAAAUAGGGCGCUCCUGGAGGCAGGCCGAGUCCGCAGCGCGUCCUGGUCCCCCGUCCUGCCGGAGGCUACAGCAGCAGCAGGCCACCCCGGGGACCCGUGACCCGUUCUCCUUUGGUCUGAAGCCAGACGCUCCCCAGGAGAUGGCGGAACAGCACGGGGCCCCCGAGCAGGCUGCGGCCGGCAAGAGCCACGGAGGCCUGGGCGGCGGCUACAAGGUGACCGUGUACGAGCUAGAGAACUUCCAGGGCAAGCGGUGCGAGCUCUCGACGGAAUGUCCCAAUUUGACCGACAGCCUGCUGGAGAAGGUGGGCUCCAUCCAAGUGGAGUCCGGGCCGUGGCUGGCGUUUGAGUGCAGGUCCUUCCGGGGAGAGCAGUUUGUCCUGGAGAAGGGAGACUACCCUCGCUGGGACGCCUGGUCCAAUAGCCGCCACAGUGACAGCCUCCUGUCCCUCAGGCCUCUGGAAAUCGACGGCCCGGACCACAAGCUGCACCUGUUCGAGAACCCCGCCUUCAGCGGCCGCAAGAUGGAGAUAGUGGACGACGACGUGCCCAGCCUGUGGGCGCACGGCUUCCAGGACCGCGUGGCCAGCAUCCGGGCCAUCAACGGGACGUGGGUCGGCUAUGAGUUCCCCGGCUACCGCGGGCGCCAGUACGUGCUGGAGCGGGGCGAGUACCGCCACUGGAACGAGUGGGACGCCAACCAGCCGCAGCUGCAGUCUGUGCGCCGCAUCCGCGACCAGAAGUGGCACAAGCGGGGCUGCUUCCUCAGCAGCUGAGGGGCACGGUCCGCGGCCUCCGCCCGCCCUGGGCGGCCUCAGGGCAGGAAGAGGGGGCUCCAGGGUGGGGCGAGGGCCUGCUGUCCGCCACCCAAGACUGCUCAAUAAAGCCUGGGGUCAGCCCCCCACCUGCCAGGUU